UGAGCAAGCGUGACGAAGAUCCGCAAAAAGUGCAACUAAAAACAUACAACAUGCAAGUAAAACAUCGUUCGUUUCGCUCGGUCAUUCGUCAGUCGUAGGUCAGUCGUUCAAGUGACUUGGACUAUGGUCGCUCGGUCGAAGUGGACGAUCAUCUUGUCGCGUAAGGCGGCGUAAGGUUCCUCGUACUUUUCGUAUCGUAUAGAUUGAUACGCGGCGACUUUUACACUCGUGAACACGCAAGUAUGGAUGACAAGGAAAAAGGGACGAAAAAUCAGGUGGAAGACGAAGAAUUGAACGAUCUGCUGGAUAAUGCCUUGAAGGAUUUUGACAAAGUGUCCGUGUCGAGUGCCGAGAAACGCGACGCCGCGGCUGCUCGGCAGGAUUCACCGCAGAAGCAAGCGGAUGAACACGUUACGUUUCCAACGUCCGAGGACAACUGGACGGAAGAUUUUCUCAAACAAACGGCGGACCAGUUUGAAAAGAAUCUGCAAAACUUGUUACAAAAUGGCGAUAGUGAACUGGAAGCUGCUUUACAAAAGCUUGGACAAGGAUCAGCCAGCGAUGUAACGGAGGAUACGGAUAACGCGAGUACAGAGUUUCACUCGACCAUCUCGCGAGUCUUGAAGGACUUGACUACAAAUAGCGAGAAUUUACAGAACGACGUAAAUUUAGCUGCUAUGCUUGAACAAACGUCUCUCGAUGGUGAGGCUGGUAAUGUACUACCGUUCAUGCAAGAGAUGAUGAAACAACUUCUGUCAAAGGAUAUUCUUUAUACGCCAGUGAAAGAGUUAUCUGAUAAGUAUCCAGCCUGGCUAGAGGAGCACAAGGCGACUCUGAGUCCCUCCGACUUGCAGAGGUAUACCAAGCAAUCCGAGUUGAUGAAACAGGUGUGUACCGAAUUGGAGAAGGAAAAGGAAGACGACACCGAAGACACGAAAAAACAUCGGUUUGAAACGGUACUGAAACUCAUGACAGAGAUGCAAAAUUACGGCCAAGCACCGGAAGAUCUCGUCGGCGAACAGAACACGCUGUUUCAGUUUGACGCCGAGGGAAAUCCUUUCCCAUUACCUGGAGCAGACUCGCAGCAAGAGUGCUGUAUUAUGUAAAUAAAUAUAUAUGCAUAAACAACCGUUUCCGGAAUACUGUA
Messenger RNA from Ooceraea biroi (clonal raider ant), 1147 nucleotides. RefSeq names its product peroxisomal biogenesis factor 19 (gene Pex19). Gene Ontology annotation, biological process: protein import into peroxisome membrane. Gene Ontology annotation, cellular component: peroxisomal membrane; peroxisome. Lineage: Eukaryota; Metazoa; Arthropoda; Insecta; Hymenoptera; Formicidae. The record is from RefSeq and is a predicted model, not a curated record.